AUGGAUGAUAGUGUAUUCUAUUAUUGGUUGGGACAUACAAAAGCGCAGUUUAGAGAAUUAGAAGCAGCGUCGCCCGAUUUCCAAAACCGUGCCACAGCAAUUGGUGCAUACUUGAUGAAAUUACGAACUGGAGAUUCAGACGACAGAAUUUCAACAUUAUUGAACAUGAGUAGAAGUACAUUAUCAAAGUUGAAAAACAAAGCUCGUGAUGUUAUGACAGAGCAUUUUGUGGCAGAACAUUUAGGCCUUGAACAUAUGUCAAGGCACCAAGUUGCAGAAAAGAAUCUGUAUAUUCCAAAUAAUUUAUUCGGAAACCAAGAUAUCGUAUUGAAGAUAGAAAUGCGAUUUCAAUAA
Messenger RNA from Parnassius apollo (apollo), 354 nucleotides. The record is from the annotation of a GenBank genome assembly. NCBI's taxonomy places the organism in Eukaryota, Metazoa, Arthropoda, Insecta, Lepidoptera, Papilionidae.